ACCGACGCUGACUACCCCUCCAUGCAAGCCCUGGGAAACGAAUUUCAAGCAUUCCUGAUCGCUCUGUACAGCGUGACAGCGCUCCUGGCUUUAGCGGGUAACCUGAUGGUGAUCGUAGUUUUGGUGCUGGGAAAACGUUCCUCCAACGAGUUGAGGUUGUUCCUGGUGAACUUGGCGCUCUCGGACGUCGCCAUGGCCGUGUUUUCUAUUCCGUUCACUUACACGGACUUUAUGCUUGGUCGCUGGAUAUUCGACCCUCUGUUCUGCCCCGUGGUGUUGUUCAUGCAACACUUGGCAGUCAUCGUGUCCGUUUACACGCUCACAGCGAUCGGAGUUGACAGGUACUACGCCAUUAUGCAUCCGCUGAGCUUUCGCUGGACGAGAAAGAGGGGCCCCCACAUCAUUCUGGGCAUCUGGGUGGUUGGAGCACUACUCUCCAGUGUACAGUUCGUCCACGGUCGGGCUACCGAAUUCGUCUGGGCUGGCCGAACAUACUACGACUGCAACGAAAACUGGGAAGAGAAUUCCGGAAAGGUCUACACAGCCGUGGUUUUUACGGUGACAUUCAUGACGCCAAUGGUGGUGCUCACAUUCACGUACACUUCCAUCGGCUGGAAGAUGUGGCGUCAUACGUCGCCUGGCAACGCAGACGUUCACCGUGACCAGCAACAACUUUCGGCUAAAAUGAAGGUCGUCAAGAUGCUCGCUACGGUGGUACUCAUGUUCGCUCUUUGCUGGCUACCUAUCCAUCUCAUGAACCUCAUUUUGUACUUCGACCGCGAAUCGAUAGAGCCAACCACAGACGCGGGCACAUACCUCUACUUCGCGACUUUCUUCGGAUGCCAUUGGUUCUCCAUGGCAAAUAGUUUCGUCAAUCCAAUCAUCUACUGUUUCAUGAGCGACAACUUUAGAGAGGACCUCCGUCAACUGACGUCCACCUGUUGCCCAUCGUUAAGAGCGAGAAGUGUCGGAAGAAGAUGUACGAAGCGUAGUUCCUACGGUGGUUCUACACGUUCCACCACUCUAGUCGUCUCUGGAACAUCUCGCUGCAACGGCUUCUCGGUGUCACCCACUUCCGUUGUGCCUCUCAGAGCCCUGAACCGGUCGCCGAGAGCUUCAGCAACGUUCGUUACCUCCAUUGGUGACGACUGAAUACUCACUGUCCGUGACUCUGUCUAAGUGCUGACAUUAGACAUCACAUACGGCAGGGCCAUCGGGUGAACAACGAGUGGCUCCUACUGGACACAUUUUUUUACAUAUACGGUGCUGACGGUCUCUAUGACGUGCAUGACGUCCAGCUGGGGUCUAUUACCAGGUGCCCCAGCGUGUCAUUUGAAUCGUAGGCUGUAUUCAAUGCGGGUGUCUCAGCAAUAUUCUGACGGAUAGACGCACCUCCAAUGUGCUACAUAAAGGCCAUGACUCCAUUUGUGUAUGCUUACGACAUUAAGUAAUAAGGUCCCUGUGACACGUC
Messenger RNA from Ornithodoros turicata, 1471 nucleotides. Its product is annotated as prolactin-releasing peptide receptor-like. The transcript has 5 exons. Gene Ontology annotation, cellular component: plasma membrane. Lineage: Eukaryota; Metazoa; Arthropoda; Arachnida; Ixodida; Argasidae. The record is from RefSeq and is a predicted model, not a curated record. Gene Ontology annotation, biological process: neuropeptide signaling pathway. Gene Ontology annotation, molecular function: neuropeptide Y receptor activity. The coding region runs from base 22 to 1152 and encodes 376 amino acids.